Molecule: messenger RNA, 2027 nt
Organism: Numida meleagris (helmeted guineafowl)
Lineage: Eukaryota; Metazoa; Chordata; Aves; Galliformes; Numididae
Gene: LRRC52
Product: leucine rich repeat containing 52
Exons: 2
Coding region: 110-994 (294 amino acids)
Molecular function (GO): protein binding
Source: RefSeq, a predicted model, not a curated record
CGCUGAGGUGAAGCACGUCCCAGCGGACACCUGGCUCCUCAGCGUGCCGCCGCACUCAGCCCGCCCGCCGCAGACCCCUGGGGGCUGAGUGCUGUGGGAGCGGCCGGCCAUGUCUCCCGCAGGUAGCCGGCAGCCCCUGAGCCUCGUGCUUCUUUUGGGGAUGGGGAUGGCAUCGGGGAACAUCAGCUGCCCAAGUGGGUGUAGCUGUCGGUACCUGGAGGUGAACUGCACGGGGCAGCAGCUGCAGGAGUUCCCCUCAGCCAUCCCGCUGGACACGAGGCAGCUGAUCCUGGCGGCAAACAACGUCUCGUACCUGCCAGCGGUGGAACUGAGCUUCCUGGCUGACCUGGUGUACCUGGACUGCCAGAAGAACCUCUUGGGGGAUGACCUGGAUUUCACUUUCAUCGGAGUGGUCAAGCUCGUCUACCUGGACCUCAGCUUCAACAACCUGACGCAGGUCACCUUCAGCACCUUCUCGCAGCUCCUCAGCCUGAUGGUGCUGAAGAUCUCGGACAAUCCCAACCUUGUAGCGAUCGAGAAGGAUGCUUUCGCCAACAACACCUUGCUGAGGCACCUGGACGUGAGCCGGACCGGUUUAACAUUCCUGGACACCAGCACCGUCCAGGACCUGCCCAACCUGAGGCUUCUGGGGCUCUCUAACAACCUGUGGCACUGCAACUGUUCCUUUUUGGACUUCAUCACCUGGAUGACAGAGAGCAGUGUUCAUUUUCCAGAUGCCGACAACAUCACCUGCUACACACCAGAAGCCCUUCGUGCCUUGAAGAUACCUGCAGCAGAGGUACAGCUGCAUACCAGCUGCCAGACCCACCUGCACAAGGAGGACUACAUCCUUAUGUGUUUAAUUAGCUCCUGCAUAUUCUUUGUUGGCAUUGUGGCGGCUUGGCUGGCUGGCAUCUGUGCUGUCAUUUACCACAUCUACAGUUCAAAGGAGGAAGAGGAAAAGGAAGAGGAAGAGGAAGAUGCAGUCACUUAGGGUCAGCCCUACACAUCCUUCUGGAUGCCGUCUUGGGAAUUGAAGGCAGGCCCUUCGGAGUGAUUUCCCAAAUGUAUGCCCCACUUUCUAUGCAUUUUUUUUAAAGGUGAAAUAAAACCACAAGAGAAGAUAGUCUCUGUCCUCCAAUUUUACUCACAGUGCCACCUCUACAUUUCUUCUUCCAGUGAGACCCAGGACUUUGGCAAAACGCUCAUUGAGAGCCACCAGAGGUGUGGACAGUGCCGUGCACCGACCAGCUGCACUUACACUCCUGCUUUAUCACGAGACCAUGGAAAAGCAGGGUCAGGAUGCAGCCUGUCCUGCUGUAGGGACAGGCCCCAGGACCGUGCAGCAGCCAGGGAGUUCAGCAGGGCCUUUUUGGCCGCAGUGGGACCAGCCUAGAUAGCUCACGUCAGCUGCAGGCAAUCCGAGAGCCUCUGCUGUGGAAAGGCAGAACAGAGAGGUUCAGAGCAGGACUUGGUGGGCUUGGCAUCCCGCUGGGUCCUGCUGCCUUCUCCAUUCUGCUCACGACAGCAAAAGACACCACGUGUUCCCCUGUACCUCUACCGCUCUAUGAGCAUUUACAGAACCAAGUCUUGCGUCGCACAGCCCUAAAAGUGGGUUUGUUUUGAAUGUAAGAAAUACCUCUUACGCACAGUCCAAGUGUUCUUGGAGGUGGCUUGUGUUUCUGUCCCAAAGUCCCAGGGCUGCACAUUCAGGGCAGAACAAAGGGAGGUGUAAAUAAGAUCCCUCGUAUCACUAGCACAGGUGAUGGCCAGGAGCAGUAUCCGCUUGCACGAACAAGUGCAGUGGCUCCACGUGUGAAGCAUUGGCUUCUCAUCCGAAACCAGCUGGAUCUGAUGGAAGAAAAGGGAAAAGCGGGACUUAAGCAAGCAUGGUAUGAAUUAAUAGGCUGUCUUAGGGCCAUUCGGCUGCGGCCAGUCUGCCGACCGUGAAUCAAAGCCGAAAUCCUAGGACCACAGAAUGGCUUAGGUUGGAAGGGACCUUAAAGAUCAUCCCGUGUGCUGGCUGC